GUCGAGACGAGUAGACGAGUCAAAUAUGGCGGACGAGCAGGACGAGCGCGACGUGAAUUCGAGCAGAGUUGUAGAAGGUUAGAAAAACAAACCAGUAUAUACCUCAAUCAUUAAUGUAUCUUCCUCUAGUUUGCGUAAAAAUCUAGAGGGUAUAGGUACCGUUAUAUGGGAGCAUCUUUCUUAAAUGUGCGAGCAUUUCUUUCAAUAAUCAGAUGCAAAAAGGCCGUUGAUCAAUUUGUGACGUGCUGCUUUACGAACCAAUCAACUUUAUACUUUAAAACCUAGGCCAUUUUAAAUAGUGUUUCUUUACUCCACUUCCGAGGCCUGUUGUUCUGUAGUCAUAGAAUAUCUGUUUAAUUCAAGUGGCAAAAUGACUGCGUAUUCUGCAGUCCUUACAAAGAAGACAUGGAUUUCAUGAAUGUAUUAUCAUGUGCUCGGUUUACAGUCUUCCAUGAAGUAUAGACAUGAUUGUAGAAAUAGUCUUUGUCAGUGAUGAAAUACGUACAAAAAUACCCCAGACAUCGAAUUAUGAAUCAAAGAAAAUUUGAAUUUUGGAAGAAAAUGGUAUAAAUUCUAUUAAAGUACAGAAAAGCUCAUAACUCGAUUUUAUCUGGGAGAUAUGGUGACCCUUACGGGAGACCAGGAGAUCGGUUCAUAUCUGGGAGACUCCUGCAUAAUCUGGGAGAGUUGGCAUGUAUAUGGGUUUAUGGUCAAGUCGCCCGAAAGUCAUCUCACCCAAAGUUAUGUUGCUUGAAACCAGAGUUAUCUUGCCCGAAAAUUUAUCAUGUUCGGCAACAUCCUAACAUGUUUUGUUACAUCAAGAUAUAUUGCUCAUUUGACGCGCUUGCUUCGUUUCAUCAAGGCUAAAAGAUCAACAUAUGUUACACAUUCAUCUUCCUUGUUUCAUCUCUUCAUCUCAUAAAGAACAGUUUAUGAUACACCUUCAUCCUGCUGGUUUCGUCUUACCAUAGCAUCAUUGCUUAAAGAACGAGACUAAAUUAUUAUCCCACUUGUUUUGUUUCAUUAUUGCUUAAAGAACAAGAUUUAUUAUGUAUACUCUUUAAUAAAAUUUUGGGCGACUUGAGUAAAAAUUUUGGGCAACGUGACACUGGUUUCAGGUGACAUAACUUUGGGUAAGAUGACUUUUGAGUGACUUGACUGGUUACCAUGUAAUGACUAAAGUAGAGCAACUAUUCUCUCAGUCCUGUUAUUAUUCAUGAUUAUUGGAUCACCAGAAUCAGAGAGAGCAGCAUUGAAUGUUUGCCAACUUGUUUGAUAUACCCUUUUUAUUGUUAUUUUUAGCUGCGCAAUAAUGUGACACCGGUAUACAAUGCAUAUAUGUUGUGGUUCAAAUUUAUCCUUGGUUUAAAUUUUAAUUUCUUUUGUUUCAAAAUCAUUAUCGUACAUUAUCAUACGCAAAAACAAAGGAAAAUAUAAUUUAAACCAAGGAAAAAUUUGAACCACAACAUAUACACGUGAUGCAUUUGCAACACAUUAGGCCAGGUAAAAAAACAACCAAACAAAAUAAAUUUUCAAUGUUUCUUGUCUGGAUUUCUGUAACAAAAAAAGAGAGAGCUAGCGGGCAAUCUUUUUUAUUAUUUCUGAUUUUUUAUUAUUAUUGCAAUUUGAAUGCUAUCUUUACAAAUUAUUAUAACUCUCCCCCAGGGAUAAUUUGGAGAUUUUUGGCCAAAUGUUAAGCAAUGAAAUGUUAAAUAAUAAUUAUUGUUAUUAUUAUUGCUCAGGCAUUUCCAUGGGAAUGACCGAGCUUUAAAAUGGGCUUAGUUUCUCCUUCUGGCACAAAUCACCCUCUGGUGCAUACAGCACCCGUGCAAGAUAUGAGUAUGUGUAGAGAGCGUAGAACACAUGGCUGCCUGAGAAACAGUGAGCAAAGCCAUUUGUAUUCGGUGUAUAAUCUCAGUGGUCGCAGGAAUAAAUUCUGUCAUUACUUAUUCAGGGCUUCUGAUAUUUCGCGCAGCCGCAGACCCGCGAAAUUCAGGUAUUUCCGCGAAAUCCCGCGAAAUUCCAAAAAAAACGCGAAAUACGCCAGAAAUAUUUCCAAAUACAUGUCGGCAAAACAUUUAAUACUUAUCUUGGUUAUUAGACCUGUUCUAUUCACCCCAAACAUCCAAAUUUAUCUUGAAACUUCAUCACUGCAACGAGUAAACAACGUCCCAAAACUACCAGGCUUCCAUAGAUGAACGUUGCGAAAAACUGGGCACUAACCAUAAUGUUAACAGCUUUAUUAGCAUUCUCUCAUUUCUCGAGCGAACUGUUGUUGAAAGAGCAAAUGAUUAUCCCUGUUAAAAAAACGUUAAACAGCGCUGGUCAUAUCGACGCAAAAUUGAUCAAUUUUAGCGAAAUUUGCCAAAAAAAAUCCAGCGAAAUCGGCUGUUUUUCACUGAUUGUUCCUUGGCAAAGUUUCCCCCUGAAAUUUCCCGUGAAAUCGGCCGAUUUUCCUAAGAAUUUACCCCUGAAAAUCCUUCGAAAUUUGACUUUUUUCCGCUAAAAUCCCGCGAAAUCGGCCGAUUUUUCUGCAAAUUUUGACUUUUCUCCAGCGAUAAUCCCGCGAAAUCGGCCGAUUUUUCCGUGAAUUUGCCCCUGAAAAAUUUUUUUUUCCACAAAAUAUCAGAAGCCCUGCUUAUUCGUAAAAACUUUAUACCAAAUGUACACUCAUCUCUAGACCGACAGUAAAAGAUGGAAAGCAAACAGUUCAGUUCAAUCAGUGACUGAAUAACUCUUCUGAGUGAACCUUAUCAAGAAGCCUUCUCAGAGUAAUGAGCUACCAACAGAAUUUGAACAGAGUCUUUCUCAUCAACUCAGGAGUCUUGUCUUAGAUAUUGGGAAUGCCUCCAUAUAAGCUAAUAGUUGCCUUGCAGAAGGAGAAACAGAAAUGAAUUGAGUACUUCUCAAUUAGCUUUUGUGUAACGUAAUAUUCUUGCUCUUUGCUUUGAUGUCAUGGGUUUUAUCUUCCUUUGUUUUUGUGACCUCUAUCAUACAAUUAUUGCAAUCUAAUACUUUAGUCAUUCAUAUGUUUCCAGAUGUUUAUGUAUAUAGACUCUUGUUAUUUCAAUUUACGUUGCCUUUGAAACGGGUUGUCAGAAAGUUUUGAAGUAGAUGGCUGAGUUGUGAAAGUAAGCUGCCAGUCCAGGGAUAUUUUAUUUAAAAAAGGCCACCCAUAAAGAAAUGCCAAGCAGAGUAGCCAGCCGAUACUAACCAAGUAGGCAGCAAUUUUCGGCGGCAGCCGGCUACUUUUGAAAACCCUGCUUGAAGACUGUGAUUUCCUAGAUUAAGUUUUUUCAUAUGAAUUUUUUUGUACGGACGCCCGAGCCCAUGCAGUUUAUAUGUGUCUAGUCAUGAUGAUUAAACUCAAAUUUGGUUUAUUUUGAUUCAUGUUUUAAACAACAAAAUGCGUCAUACAUUAUAUCACAAUAGGUAGGGUGCAUUAAAAAAUGUCAAUGUAGGACUCAGUAUUUAGUAAAUGUUCCGUUUUAUGAAAAGUAAGGGCUGUUACAUAGAAUUGUAGAAUUAGUGGUGCUGAUAGUAACGUCUGUUGGCUUUUGUUUGUUCCAGCUUUUCCAACAACAAAUAAUUUUAAAAAAGUGAUGGCCCCAAAACAUUUAUCAGGCAGGGACAAGAAGCAUUUCUUUUUGUUUAUCUUUUGCUUGGCCUUACUUUUUUAUGUUUUUUUAAUAGGGUCACUGUAUUCUGACCUUCAUGGAAGUGUAAGAUACAGUUUAGGACAAAUGGGACUUCAGGUAACUUCUCUACUAAUCUACACAAAAUACUAUGUUCCUGAUAUUACUCAAUUGUAUAUUGUUUACUUUAACCAUUUUACUCCUAGACUGCAUGGUGGAGUCUUGUAAAGUGGUUUGAAGUUCUGAGACUUUGAAUGAAAUCCUAUAAUAAUUAUGUGACCAUUCAAAUAAAAUCUCUCCAACUGUACUAUUUUGUUCUUCCACAAUUAAUUUUCCUGAAAUAAAAUUUGCUAAAAUUGUUGACUUCAUAAAAGGGAAAAGGUUAAUAAGUUUCUAUUAUCUCCUUAGAAAUGAGAUGCAGUAAAUGCGUGAUUUUUAAAUUGCAGUGAAAAGCGGAGAAGAUUAGUGUGAAAUAUAUUAUGAGGCUCAAAAUAUCAGGCUGGGUAAAAUAACAGUGUUGACUAGGGGAAGAUUCACCAGGUUCAUACCCAACCAUCACGGUUUUGACAAGAAACUUUGUUCCACUUUGUUUCUCCUCACCCAGGUGUAUUAAUGGUGGCUUUGGUGCAACGUAUCAUAGAGGGUAACCCUGUAAGUUAAUAGACUGCUAUCCAAUUCAGCAGGGAGUAGCAAUACCCCUCUGUACUUAAUGCUGCAAAACCGCAAAACCAGGGAGAGCUCACGCUUGUGAAUCUCAUAGCUGAUUUGUGCCUUUAUCUUGACUAUCGAAGGGAAAUUAUUGGGUUUUUGUACUUAUUAUCAGGAGGUUUGAGAGAUCAGGAUACCAAGUUGUAUACCGGUAUUUAAAAAUCAAAGUUUUUUCAUUUGAACUUUUUUCAUUACAAGACUGGUAAUACUUUUGUAUGAAUAUCUUAUUUGAUUUUAGCCACUGCAGCACUCUGCAAAGAGAUUUGUUACUUCAUUUUUAAACAAUGUUGUGAAAAAAAACAGUGAAGACGUAGAACAAAGACUGCGCCAUAAGCCUGUUAUCUUGGAGGGAUUUCAAACAGCACAGCGAAGCAAAAAACCCAAGAAAAAAGAAAUGUCUGCGAGAGAGAAAAGGAUUCAUGGGAUUUACAACAUAUCACCUAAAGGUCAAAGGUAAGGAUUCAGUUUAAUUUAUGCUUCCUGUAGACUAGCCUGAUUCUCAGAUGGUCAAAGGGAUCUCUCCUCUCCUCUGUCUAUCUCAUACAGUCAUUAUUAUAUGGAGGAUAUUACAUGGCUGCGCGGGGAUACGAAUUUUAUCUUCGAGUGCUGAAAGUAUCUCUCACGAGUGAGCAAAGCAAACGAGUGAGAAAUACUUUCAGCACGAGAAGAUAAAAUUCGUAUCCGCAAGCGGCCAUGUAAUGUUCUGUUUAUUUUAUAGAUAUGGAUGAAAUUCCUACAUAAAACACAACUAUUUUUAAUUCAUUUUUGAAACAGGAAAAUAGUGCAAUUUAUUAAAGUGGUCGCCUAUUGCAAAAUGCUUGUCACAAAAAUGUUAUGAAACUCGGAUAUAAAGUUAUAAAGGAGAAAUAAAGACGAUAAUACUUAUAUUUUCUGUUCCAAAAAGUCAAAAUUAAUGUUAGUAACCAUGGCGACAGCAAUAUCCUCACACAUGAAAGAUAAAAUGGUAUCUUCACUGUGCGCGAUGAAGAUAUGAUUUUUUAGUAAAAGGAAAAAUCCUGGUAUUUCAUCAGUAUCUAUAUAAUAAGGACAGUUUUUCAAUCUUUGUCCUUGGGGAAAUGUCUUACACUUCCUCUGUAUCUAACCAGCAGGGCCUAGUUGUUUGAAGGCCAAUUAGCGCUAACCCAGGGUUAAAUGUUAACCCGGGUCUCUUUUUCUUUUCAUCAAAAGCAUUUUCUUGGACAAUUUUGUCUAUUCUUUUUAGAGUAGCCAAUCAUCAAAUUGUUGACAAAAAGAAUUAAACUGAAUUUGCUUUUUAAGCUUUAUAUCUGAAUUCAAAUUUCGAUCUGACCCUGGGUUAUCUUAACCCAGCUUUGAACAACUCGGCCCUGGUAUCUAACCAGCAUGCAAACACUCUGUUAAUAUGGACACUUGUUAUGGCUCCCCCAAUGUCCGUAUUAAUGGGGGUUUGACUAUAUUACCUUUUUGGAUAUCUUUUUGAUAUCAUGGAACAUUGUUUAUUUCCACUAAUCACAAUGCAAUGGUAUACUUUCUUGGAAAUCUGGAAUUUGUUGAAUGUGACUACGCACAGCAUAGCAGCAAGUGGUUUACAUAAUACUCACCUGAGCCAAAUGCCAACAUUUUGGUUACUUAUAACUGAAGAGGAAACUUUCAAAAAUUGUGAUCAACCAUCAGCAGACUGGCAACUCACAUAAUUCACUUCUGCAAAGCAAUAAAACAUUAAACUAAGAAAUUUAAGCUACUGCCAAGUGGCUAGCAUACACAAAAAAUGGUGGCUAAACUACAUAAUUUACAUGGAGUGCUAACCUAAAAAUGUUGAGCUCAGAGGAUGCAAAACUCACAAGUCAUUGCAGAGUGACUGACUUUUAUAUAUGCCAUUCCUGCUGAACAUUUACACAACUGGCACAUUAAGAGGGUUUGUAAAUUUUUUAAACGGCUUUGGAAACAUUACUAUCAACUGGUUAAUUCUUAUUGAGAAGCCCUUUUGUUUGUCAUAAAAUUGAUUGUCAUGCUUUUGUUGGAUACAUAGACCUGCAUCAAGCUUUAAUAGCUUUGCUUGCUUUUCUUUAAUAUUAUACUAAUUUGAAGGGUUUGAAUCUAUUUCAAGGUAUGAGAUGUAUGUUCCUCUUCACAAGUUAUGGGAAGGUUAUAUGCAGAGCAUGCUUAAUCUACAUCCAAAAAGGUAAGGUCAGAUAUCAUACUACAUGUACUAAACAGUAACCCUCGUGGCGUACAACAAUGGCUAGCUGACCAGAGGUUGAAUAUGCUGACAGGGGCAUAACCAGCCUAUUAACCUGUUGGCCUGAGCCUACAAAUUUUUGGUUUGAUCACUCUGCCUCUUGUUAUAAAUUAUGCAUUUUGGGGGUGAGCUAAAAAGCAUACAAGGUCAAAGUGUUGGUGAGGACCGUGCUGGCCUACAACUAGUCGAAAAGCUGGCUAAGCCUUUGACUGACAAGGUGGUUAUGGUCCCACAAAAUAAGAAUUCUCCCCCCAAGAACUGUGAAUCAUUUUGAAGGAAGUAGGGGUGGAUGGUGGAAUUUUUUGGGCAAAUGUACAUGAGGUUAUCAGACUGAAACACUUUAAGACUAUUAAAAUCCCAACCAAAGGGAGUUGAUGGACAUGGUUCCCUCAUCCUCUUGCUCAUUUGUGUAUGGUUACUCCUUUUCAUUUGGGUUAUUAUUUACAGCAAAGUCUUACUGCAGUGCAGUUUGCCAUUGUUUCUUGAAAACCAGGCUUUCCUUAAUUCUUUAAACCCAAAAAUCAACAUGCAUAUUCUCCACAUCUCCUCGAGGAGAAUUUUAUCCAUCAAGACUUAUUUUCACUUCUCACAGCCUAAAAUUUUAUUAAGAUCAGUGUGACUUCAAGGAGAAAUUGAAUGUUGGUUAGUUACUUUUAGGGGGGGGUUAAGGGGUUUAGAGGUUAACAGGGAGCUGAUUUGAAAAGACAAUGCUACUGACACUGUUUCUAUCAUUAGUAAUCUAAAAGCUGCCUAUCCUAAGCUUCUUCGAGCUGAUUACCAUGGCUGUAUCCUGAAUAGUAAGUUCAUUUUCUGCUUUUCUUUGUUAAUAUACCACUGCUGGAAAAUUAAAUAUGUUUGACUCCGAAAGUCUUUCUUUCAAAAGUGCUGUAAUGAUCCCAACAGGAUCAUUAUACAUUUCUGGGAAACUGCCCACCUACCCCUCCCCAAAGCCAACAUUAACACUUAAUUCUCACUGAGGGCAAAAUGUUGGCUUAGGGGAGGGAUAGGUGGGUAGUUUCCCAGAAACGUAUAAUGAUCUGUGGAUCAUCAUACGUUUCUGGGAAACUGCCUACCCUACCCCUCCCCUAAGCUAACAUUAACAAUUACUCCUCACUUAGGCCAAAAUGUUGGCUUAGGGGAGGGGUAACCAGGUUUAUGUGGUAAAUGCGAAGCGCUAUAAAAGGCAGGCAAGGACGUUCACUCAACCCUGUCAGUGCUCUGGUACUGAGACGAGAGUAGCUCUGGUAUGCAAACACCAAGUGCUUCGGAAGUGUGGUGCAUUCCUUGUUUGGAGCUUUGUUCUUAUCUAUAGAAGCUUUAAAUCCCAUUGUAGCGAGGCCAAAACUACUUCAGCGUACGGGGAAUGUUUUGAAGUUUUCCGAACUCACUUCUGUGCUGCUUGAGGUUGUGUUCGCUUUGUCUUCCCCUUCAAGCAGAGGUCAAAUUCUCUCGAUGUAAACUGGCGUUCGCAAAGUGGCUACAUUUUAUCACUUUUUUUACUUAACAGUUUACUUAGUUUUGCAAAGAUCUUUGUUGCUCUUCAGCAACAAUACCGAUGUCUUUUAAAAACAUUUUAAGAAAACGACCUGCCAAUAGCAACACUGAUCAAGACUGUAAGAAAUUAUAUAAUCUGAUUGGCCAUGGACAGCCCCGAUUAAGUAUUUUUGGACAGUUUGAUAGGACAGUACAUGUCAUGUCUAAUUCCCCUCAGUAGUUGAACAGAAUUUGAUAGUACUAAAUAAAAUUGGAAAAUAUUCAGGGGCACCCAAUGACCGAAUUUUUUCCAGAUACGACAGAAUUGUCUCAGAUGGUUUUCCCUAUGCUCUAGAACCCAGUUUGGUUAAUUUGGGGCUGUCCUAAAAAAUAUUUGUCUGUUCGGAUGUCUUAGGGGGACUUUUCUGGUCACGAAAAUUUUUUGGUGGCUAUUUCAUCUUUUCCGAAACCUUAAGCUGUCCUUAUGGGUACGGUCGGACGUUCAAGGACAUGAACUAGCCGUACUUUCAAUAGAAACCUCUAGAACGCUUUGUCUUUAUACUGAAAUUGUUAGGAGACUUUUGGCAAUAUCUUGGUAAUGUGAAAAACACAACCUCUGAAAAUCGUAGGUAAGUCAAUAGAAAAACUCCGAACAUCUUAGACGAGUGGAACGGUUAUGCAGACAAUUUUUUAGCCUUUCUUGCGCUUUAGAAAUUUUUGGGCAAUAUUUGCUCCUUCGAACAGUAAGUUUACCGAAAAAAGUCGUUGGGUACCCCUGAUUGUUGUUUCAAUAAAAGUGAUGAGUUAGCCACCAAAAAAAAAAACAAUAUUGAGCUUUGGCUGCGUGGGCUGUAUGUUGAUCGUGAGAGGUCUUAACUUUAUAAGCUAUCACAAAUAAUCAAAUUAUUAUCUUUCUUUAUCGCAGUAAGCCGAUCAAAGUGUCCAUCCUACGUGGGAACAAGUGGCAUUUUACUACAAGAAACAAAGAACGCGUUUAAAAUCAUAACAAAAGAUAACAAACUUAAAAGUAAGUAUCGACGCGAGUUGUGCCGCGAUGUGUGUGAAAGUAGACUCUUGAAAGUAUCCUCUCGGAACUUGAAAUCUGCUGGUUUAAUUGAACGCCCGGGGGGCGGUACUUCCUUAUAUAAGCCAUAUAGGUAUGUGCCGCCCCAAAGGGUGGGGUUUGGGGGCCUUUUUGGUCUGAAAACAGUUAUACGCUUUGCCCAUUUUGGUCUGGAAUCGGGUAUGGUUUUUGAGGGAACUACGUAUACGGGAGUGUGUGAACGUAUUUAUCGUAAGGAAAUAGAAAUAUGCACAUUGGAAAUGCAUUUGAAGAUUUUUUUUGUUUGCGCUCUAAUCUAAGUAUUGAUGACAUAAUUUCUGCGUAAAGGCCAGGUCUGAAAACGGGUAUGGAUUUUAAAGGUGUGGUCUGAAAACGGGUGUCAUGUGGAAAAUGACAUUUUUUGGUCUAAAAUAGGGUUAGGAUUUGGAGAACCGGGCGCCAAACCCCUUCCAAGAAUUCCCAGGAGUAUCCCCCCCCCCCCCCACUCUACGGGAUUGAUAGAUCCCACCCUGCCAUCAGCCGAGCCGUCCUAUCGUUUGCUUCUUUUCUCCUACUCACAAAAGAAAAAGACAAAAGAAGGCGCUGCUCAUAGGGUGGGAAGAUGCCGGGGGGGUACUGCCCAUAAAAGUGACGGGGCUGCUCGGCGGAGAAUUUCGAGAACACCCCUAAAAGGUACCAGAAUCUUGUUUUAUGGGCGUGUCCCAAAUUUACUUUCACCCCUAAGAGGUACCAAUUAGAAACUAUAUAACUGGCACUGCAAAUUUCAAUCGGUAAUAAGAUAACUUUCGAACACUUUCUUCUCAAGGACUUUUUGAAACUAUUGUCAUAAAUCUUUAUCCUAAUCAGUCAUUUUAGGUUUUAGCACCCUAAGCGGUACCGAUCCAAAAAUCUAAACCCCUAAAAGGUACGACGAGCACCCCCGUCACUUUUACAGAGGAGUACCUCCUCCCCCAGGGGAAGGGGGAAGAUCCCAGAUCUAAACGCAUAAAGCAAACGAACUUUCAUUUUUUUUCGCGUCCGAGCUACCAUGCAUGACAUACUCUACUGAACUGGGAAACCUCAGCAUACGAUGGUCCUUGCCUGGUCCUUGUCCUUCUUGAGCUAUUUUUGGACUCUCUACAAGACGGACCCUUAGGCUGGUCAUAUGGAGUCCGUCUGAACUUCGCUUCUCACUAGCAACGAAUCAACCUCGUCCCCAGAGAAUAGCGCCCUGGGGACGAGGUUGGCACCGAAUCAUCUUCAAUUCGGACUGAGCUUGUUUCAAAAAUACAUGUUGAGAUUAAAUGUGUUUUCAAAAAAUUGUCACGGCAAAUAAUUGUAAAUGUUCUGGGCUGCCAUAAUCAUAUUCCUCACCAACUUUGACUGUUCUAGUCAAAUGUGAGUUUUGGCUCUAAGGCCCGGUUCAAACGUCGAAUCUCACAUGCAUGUGAAGUGCGACGUUUGAAUCAAUUAAAUUCGACUGUUUAAAUUAAAUGCGUGGUUUGCCGUAUCUGUGGCUGAAACAGUCGAAGAUCGACUUAGGUUCGACUUUUGAUUGAAGCGUCACAUUUCACAUUUGCCGAACUUAAUGCAUGAAUUUUAGUCAAUUAUUAUUAUAUUGCUGGGAAUAUUGACAGAGUUAAAUUCGACAGAGUUCAGAGAGUUAAAUUCGACGUUGAAUCAAAUGGUUGACUAAAAUAGGAAUUAAGUUCGGCACAUGUAAAAUUCGACGUUUUUAGCUGGGCAUAAGUAGGAAAUAUGUUUACGCUGCCAGUCUCUUGCUGGCGUUCAGACAGUGGAGUGAGUAAAAGAAAAAAAAAAAAGGGGAGCAGAUUUUGUUAUUGCUGUUUUUAUGCUGCUUUUUGUUGGGCGCGCCUCACUAUCUAAACUCUGGAACAGGCUAUGCCGGCCGAGAGAGAGUUCAGUUGAUUGCGUUAGCUCUAUUUUCGCCACAAAUAGCUACGCUGACGUCAAUUACUACAAUAUAAACAACCAGCUCUGAAAUUCUGUCACGUUUGGUCGGUUUUAAUCCCAGCCACGCGCUGGAAUAUCAAAGGCGGCCUCAAAAAUGUAAAUCUGCAUGACCUAAUUGUUCCUUUCACGUCCUGUUUUGAUGCACGAGACGGAUGCCUUUUUCCAGAGAGAUUUUCCAGCUUUAUGUUUAAGGUCGAAAUCCUCUUAGCUUAAUCGCGGUUAUGUUUUCAAGAGAUUAGUGACCCAUAAGCAACUUUUUUUGUCCGCAAACAUGCACUCAGAGCUCUCAAGCUUGUAUAGUGAUGUCAUUUGUGGCCAAAACGGAUUCGGCUGACCUCCUACGCUUUUAGUGGUAUUCACGUAUUUUAACCCUAACUUCCAGUCUUCCGGUGAUGUAAGCUGUUGUUCUAUGUAAAUCUAAUGGAGAUCCUAUGUUGCAAUCUAUCAAACGAAGGCUCUUCGACAGUGCUUUUGCUUUGUAACAUUUGCUUUCUGGGUUUUCUGCGGUUAAAUGAAUUUAAAUUGAAUGUUGACUUUUUGCACUACACUGUGUUCUGUGUUCUUUUCCUUUGAAGCAAAUAAACGCCAUCCAUUUCGAAAAAUAAUUCGUUUUGUUUUUCAACUCGGUUGAUAAAAGUGAAAUGAAGCUGAACCUCCACUAAGCGGCCACCCUCUAUUAAACGGCCAGUAAACAAAGCCCUAGACUUUCAAAAAAGUCCUUCGUCCGAUUUAAUGUGGCGCCGGACCUCUAGCGACUUUGUCACUCCUUGGCCAAGAAACUCGUGAGGUCGACUUGUAUCAAGUCUACCAAAGUCCCGAAAUAAUUGUAGAAAAGAUUGGAAACUUAGACCUCUAUAAAGUUUGCUACCUCUAUCAGCUGCCGCGGCCACUUUUUGGCCAUCCUAACGAGAGCUAUGUUAUUGUUGUCCCCUUUAUUGAGCGGCCGUCAAGCGCUUGAAACACUUAGUUUCGCUUUGUUUCAAGAAUAUGAAGAAGAAAAAUACAGUCCGAGAUAGAAGAUGACGACUGACUGCCGUAGCGUGUUUGACUUAAAAUAAAGAGAAGUUUCUGCUUAAGAUUAUAAUUAUGUUCUGCAAGGUAUGACGAGCCUCUAUUGAUGGGCCAACCUCCAUUAAUCGGCCACCUGCCGGUACCCCGAGAGUACUGGCCGCUUGAUGGAGGUUUAACUGUAGAUGGUAAACGUGAUUCAAAUGCUAACCCUUCCUCAAAAAGAAUCCAGACGUCAUCUAUUGUUGAUACGGACCUUUGCGGUGGUCAAUUUACUUUAUCUACGCAGUGGAUAUCGCUAAAUUUUGGUUUCCUUAUUCACCCCUCCUCCCACUCAUAUCCCACUUCCUUGAAUAGUCCUUCAGUCUCAAAUGUGCAGAAACACUUAAGCCACUUGGCACUGUCUUGACAAUGCCACGUUUAAGGUUUCAUUGCUAAAAUGGAGUGUAUUGUGUCGGUUACACCAUUUAUCUGGGAUGUGAACGAUCCAUUAAUCCGGACACGUUACCGAGUAUAACGUCCCUAUUUAGCUGGUCUGGGCCCAACCUCGUCCCCAGGGCGCUUUUCCCUGGCUUAGCGCCCUGGGGACGAGGUUGGUCUGGGCCGUAUCUCCCGUUAAUACAGACAUUGAGGGGUCCAAAGAAAUUGUCCUUAUUAAGCAAGUUGAAUUAAGAGUGAAUGUAAGGGCUUUCUUUCCCUAGGGACCGAGCAAAUUGUCCGUAUUAAGCGGGUAUCCGUAAAGCGGGGUUUGACUGUAAUUCGAGAUGGAGAUCUCUCUGACAUGGAGCGUGCGAGAGCUGGUCUUGUCGGUGUCCUAAGGCCAGCCAGUGGUGCUUCCGACUCGAGGGUGUCCCGAGUAAAGCCAGAAGUUCUGCCUGGCUCCGCUAGCCCCCAUGGCUAUUCCAAGCAGCCAGUACUCUAAUGUUUACUUGUAAUCAUGAUUUUCAUUGUCGUAAUUUAUUUUUGAGCAGUAGUGAGUACAAAAUAAUGAUUGUUGUUGUUGACUCGAGGAUGUCCCGAUAAGGGAGAGAACUUUCAUACUGGCAGGCAGCCACCGUUUUAUUGUUUUAUUGUUAUUAUUUUAUUAUCAUUUUGCCAUAUAAGUUAAAUAUAUACAUAAAAUUUAAAAAAGGUGAGGCAAGAGAUCCCAAGGAAGCAAUAAGGCUUUUGAAUAGGACCAUCUUUAAAAAAAGUACUCGGUACCUAAUUAAUAAAUAAAAUACUGACAUCGGCAAGUCCAACAAGCUAAGAAAAUGCGAUUUCUCUACAACAUAAAAAAAUAAUCGUUAAAUAGGAUAAAAACAGACAAGGCUGAACGAGCAAGUGCAAAAACGAAAAAGUGAGAAAAUACAAUGCAAGAAUAUACGGGGAAAAAAAAGAAAAACUACACACAAGCACUAAGAGAAGUAGAGUGUAGUUUAGAAGGGAACACUGCAAAAUACAUUCACAGCAGCCACCUAUCUACAUCUAGAUUUUUUGUCUUUUUCUCUUUAUUCCAACCGGCAAGCUUGCGUCGAAUACGAUAUAUUAAGCAGGUUUUGAUGGCCGCUUCAGUUAUCAUUUCAUCCAUUUAGCUCAGCCUUUCUUUAUCAAACUGUAAUAAAAUCACUCAUAUAAUGAAAGAACUUGCAACUAAAAGAUAUCAGAAUUAACUCUUUUUCUAGAGAAUUGGAUUAUUUCUUGAGUAGCGGGUGAAUGGAAGAUUUGGAUAAAAAUCAAAACACAAACAUUUUCUAUCAUAAUAUCCAUAACAAUCGUUGAGAUUAUGUUUGUCAUCGAAAGCCAUAGUUAGUUCUUGACAAAUAAAACUGUUUUUUCAACAAGCUGCACUUUGAAACUGUUUCAUCAGUCGACAUCAUUGAAUCGACCGUGGGAAAACCGUGUCCUACGCAUCAGGAAUACCGGAAAUAUUACAAAUUUUUGUAAACAACAAGAUCGAGAACAAGCGUUCUUGACAUUCUCUUGUUUAUUUGAAUUUAUUGCAACAUCGAAACUGAAGUGCUUUUCCUGUCGGUUUAAGUCAAGAGGUAUCUCGUUAUUUGACGUAACCCUGAGAGCGCCUACUCCCCGACACGUUUCUAGCGAUUUUGUAGUGAAGAGCGUUUAUCACAAAAUUUGGCUUCUACAGCAUGAUGCAGCCAUAGGUAUUGCUACUACACAGAUAUGCUUCCUGCAAUACUCUAACAUAUUGCGGUCAUGUAAAUAAAGUAAUGAUUUGCUUCUACUACAGUAGAACCCCGGUAACUCGAACUCUGAAGGGAAACGAAAAACAGUUCGAGUUAGCGGAGAAUUCGAGUUAUCGGGGUAAAUUUCAGUGAAAUUUUGAUCAAGGGAGAGGAAAUUUAGUUCGAGUUAGCGGGGAAUUCGAGUUAUCCCAGUUCUAGUUAUCGAGGUACUACUGUAUAUUACUACCUCCUGGAUGAGGUGUUCGACAUUUCUUAACAGGAGUAUAAACAGUCAACUCUUGACGGACAACUCGCCACGGCAGAAUUUCCCAGAAAAAUGCUUCAAAUAAAAUAACUCUCUGGGAUUUCUUUUUUCUUUGUUUAGUUUUCUUUCAUCACUUGUUUUCCCUUUAAUGUUAUUGCUGGCCCUUUACAGCUCCGCGAGGUUUUUGCGAUAAAAGUAUUUCUGGUAAAUAACUGUGAACUGAUCGACACCCCCACCUAGGAUUAUAGCGAUGGCAAGGUGACCCUUUCUGGGCAAUAAUGAUUCUUGAAGGUUGGGUAAGACUGUUUCUUUGUGCUUGACCCAGUGCUGUCCCUCUUAGACGGACAGGUGCGGACUGUACACACCAGUACGAUGUUUUAUAAGGCUCAGUCUGGGGAUCGCUGCGCGAUCCGCUCUUCAUAUGGGAUAGAAGAUCGCGGACUACUCUGAGUUGGCUUUAUGCCGCUGGAUAUUAACUAACUUCUUGUUUUUUGUUGUUGUUGGUUUUGCUUUUUUUUGUUUUUGUUUUUCUUUAUCGUUUCAUCAAAGCUUAGGCAACCUUGUUUGCUUUGUACUUCUUUUUUUGUUCUGUAUGUUUUAGCUUUCACACGACACAGCUAAUUCAUAUCGUCGGUGUUGUCUUUAUUUUGCAGUGAUUCCCAAAGCCAAUAGCGUGUUCACGUUUGAGCUUGGAGGGUUCGAGUUCACAAUUCAUGGCAAUCAUUUUCGGUAUCGAUCCUGCGAGCGGUCUGCACGCAAGUUCAAACGUAAACCGACGACGGACUUGUGACGAACUCAAGAGUUUGGAUGGAAGAGGAUAAUAAGAGUCAAAUUGCCAUGCUUAGCGUGACCACCAGUCCAGAUGCGCUUUGCGAGGGAAGCCGUAUCAUCCACUGGUUGCUUGCGCAAUGGAGCGUGCUGUGAUAACGGCUUGUCUUUGACUUGAUGGUUGCAAGAUUUUGCUACUUGCCUCACUGAACAGAGGCUAAAUAUCUCUUUUAAGAAGAUCCACGUUGCACUCAAUUUUAAUCGCGUGGUGCAAUCGCAUAGAUUGAGUUUUUUGGGUACUCAAUUAAAACUCUGGUCGCACAUGCGACCAACUGCUUAUAAUCUUGGGGAGUCUCUGAGAAGCUACCCACCUACCCUCCUCUAGGUUUAGCCUUAUGUGAAAGGUUAGUGUUAACGUCGGGUUAGGGGAGGGGUGGGUGAGUAGUUUCCCCUGCUGCUUGGAUGCAAACUGAUUUCACCUGAAAAUAAUAUUGCCAGGCCAACUUUUUUCCAUUUUGAACUCUGUGUUGUCCAAAAAAUAACCAAAAUAAGCGAUCAUGCUCAGUUUUUACUUUUAUUUGAGAAUCACAUUUGAUAUCUUAGAGUUUAUAAUAUAAGAAAAGAUGGCUGACGAUACUCGGAUAAAAUUCCAGCUCAGCUUCAACCAAAAAAAUUUGGAACUCGCCAUGACACAGCCACUUUACUUGUAUACGGAACUUAACGCUGGAAUUCCUAUCUUUUGCACGGAAAACAAAUGAUCGCGUGAUCGUGAAGUUUAGGGCGCUCUGUCCCUUUUCAAGAUUGUUCAAAAAGGUUGCGUUUGUGAUGAAUGAAGAUUUCAACACUUGGGUAGUGAAAAUUGACUAAAAUGAGCGUUUUGUAAUUUGAUUUAUUAUUUG
This is a messenger RNA of Porites lobata, 16155 nucleotides long. The record is from the annotation of a GenBank genome assembly. NCBI's taxonomy places the organism in Eukaryota, Metazoa, Cnidaria, Anthozoa, Scleractinia, Poritidae.